This is a messenger RNA of Macrosteles quadrilineatus (aster leafhopper), 3905 nucleotides long. Its product is annotated as Golgi apparatus protein 1-like. The record is from RefSeq and is a predicted model, not a curated record. The coding region runs from base 213 to 3542 and encodes 1109 amino acids. The transcript is spliced from 17 exons. NCBI's taxonomy places the organism in Eukaryota, Metazoa, Arthropoda, Insecta, Hemiptera, Cicadellidae. Gene Ontology annotation, cellular component: Golgi membrane. Gene Ontology annotation, molecular function: fibroblast growth factor binding.
AAAUUAUUCUGGAUUUCAUUUUAUUUUUUGAACCUUGAUUGAAAUGAUUUAGCAGUUAUUAGACCGCAACAGUUUUUUGAUCGUUAGAUUAUUGAGUUUAGCACAGGACAUAAUUGUGACUGUGUUUUCAUUUUGUAGACUAUUGUUUUUGUAAUGUUUUUAUUUGUUGAACUUCUCUGCGAGUAAGAUUUUCAUCGAAGGUAGUGCCUAAGAUGUCUUAUUAUCACUUUUACUCAGUACUUUGUUUAUUAUCUAUUGUUCUCGUGACUGUCACAAGUAGUUCUACGAACUUGUCUCCUGUAUUUUGGAUUCCAUCAGGCCAAUCGCACAAUAGGGUUGUAAGAUCUCCUUACACUACACACAGCACUUUGUUGUCAAAUAUUAAAUGUAAGGACGAUUUAAGAAGAUUAUGUCCCAAUUUAAACAGUAACAAUGACGACUUGACUGUCCUGGAAUGUAUUCAAACAGCUAAGGGUGAUGCAAUAGCAACGAUAAGUAAAGACUGUCAUCACGAACUUUGGACAGUGACAAAUAAUCUUAUGAACAAUGACCAACUCAAGAUUAUUAUCACACCAGCAUGUCAAAGCGAUUGGAAAAGUGAAUGGGAUAAAGGCAAUCUUUUGAUAAAUGUACUCGAUAAUGUAAAUAAUAUAAAGAGCCCAGAAUGCCGUAUUUUACUACAAAGAAUUGGACUUGUGGCAUUCAGUGACUUCAGGAUAAUCGGUCACUUUACAAACAGCUGUGAAGAAGAUAUACAGAGGUUUCAAUGCGGAAGAAUAGGACUAGACAAAAUGAUGUUAUCCCAAGGAUUGACCCUGAUGUGUCUUCAGCAGCAUUUAGAAGAUGGUUUGGCUGCAGAGUGCAAAACGCAAGUUCUGCACUUGUCACAAGUUCAGGCGGACAAUAUAAAAUUUGAUCGUCAGCUUUAUUUAGCAUGCAAUGUGGAACUUAACAAGUUCUGUCCGACAGUAACAAUAGGUCUAGGUCAAGCGUAUGAGUGUCUGAUGCAACAUAAGUUCGACACACUUAUAUCCCAACCGUGUCAAGACCAAUUGUUGAGGCACCAGAAGAUUAUUGUACAAGACUUCUCAGUCAGUAAAGGUUUGGCUCGAGCUUGCAAGGAGGACAUAAGGAACUACCGUUGUCGCCGCCUUGUGUCCGAUGAUAAAGGCGUCCGUCUUGCCCAGAUUCUCCUGUGUUUGGAAAACGCUAUUAAGAAUGGAUCCAAGGUAGCCUGGGACUGCCACAAAGAGAUGGUGGAGCACCGUCGCAUGUUACUUGAAGACUUCCGUCUCUCCCCGGAGAUUGUGUCUCACUGCUCCAACGACAUUGCGGAGUACUGCAACGGUCUGGAGGCUGGGGGUCGCACCAUUCACUGUCUCAUGGACCACUCACGACCCAAGCGACGCAAGGAGCGAGUCUCUCCGCCGUGCCUUAGAGCGCUGGAAGAUCUGGUUGAAAAAACAGAUAUUGGUGAAGAUUGGAGAGUGGAUCCAUACUUGAAGGAAGCUUGCAAACCUGUUGUUGACAAAACAUGUCAGGAUGUUAGAGGAGGAGAUGCAAGAGUCAUCAACUGUCUGAUGGAGAAGCUGGGCAGUCCGGUGAUGACGGAGGACUGUGAGGAAGCUUUGCUGCAGAUCCAAUACUUUGUGUCACGUGACUACAGGCUAGACCCCCAGCUGUUCAGAGCGUGUCACGCGGAGGCUGUGAAGCUGUGUCACGCACGUCGCGCCUGGCACAGCGAGACCUCCAUGAACCCUGACUCAGGUCCUCUAGUGCUGCCUUGUCUAUUCAGAUACAUCUACUACAGUGAGGAUAAACAUUAUACGUUGUCGACCAAGUGCAGUGACGAGGUGCGCCGCGUGAUGAGACAACGUGCGAUGAGUGUGGAGCUACAGCCUGAGGUGGAGUAUGAGUGUCUCAACGACCUCGCACGCUACUGUAUACAUGAGCAGGAGCCUGCUAAGGGGGAGGAGAUGUUGUGUCUGCAGGACCACAUGGAGAGUUUGGAAGAGAACUGCAAAAAAGUGAUUCACAAUUUUACAGAAAUACAAUCUGAGAACUUGGAGCUGAAUCCUCUGAUUAUGACUCACUGUAGAGCCAUCAUGAGUCAUCAUUGUGAGGCGGAGCUACAAUCGGCCAACGCUGGUGAUAUGAUGGAGUGCCUGAUAGAGCACAAGAACGAGCCUGACGUACGCAGCAACUACAAGUGUCGCUCAUCCAUCGAACACCAUCAGCUGAUCUCCCUCAGUGACUACCACUUCACCGUCAAGUUCAAGGAGGCUUGUCGUAUCCAUGUCGCACGUUACUGUCCGUCUGCUCGGACUAAGGCUAAGGUGGUGGAGUGCCUCAGUGAGAUAGUGCGUAACGACACCAUCUCAGACUCACGCCACAGAGUACCUCGGGACUGUAGACAACAGCUGAAGACACAACUAUUGCAGCAGAGAGAGAACAUUGACCUGGACCCCAAACUGAGGGAGAUGUGUGGCAGUGACAUAGAGAAGCUCUGUGGACAUGUCAAACAUGAGAACGCUCAGGUUUUGGAAUGCUUGGAGGAAAAGAAGAAGAACUUGAGUGCCAGUUGUCAUAGGCGCAUAUUCAACAUCGAGUUGCAAGAUUUCACGGACAGCUCCACUGACUAUACCCUGCUGACGUCCUGCAAGCCGAUGAUGAGACUUUAUUGCCAGCAAUACGACAAGUCACAGGCCCUCUCUUGUCUUAAGAAACACAAAGACGAAGGAGGGUUUGACAGCAAGUGCCGGCUGGUGGUGAUGAGACGGAUGAUAGAGCAGUCAACAGACUACAGGUUCAAUCCCCUGCUGGCCGUCGGUUGCCGCAUGGACAUAGACAAGUUCUGUCACGCUGUAGUGGAUCAUCAACCCAGGGACCAGGAGCUUCAGGGAAAAGUCAUCAAGUGUCUUAAGGCAAAGUUCAGAGAAGGUAAGCUGCGCAACGAGUGUGAGGCUCAGAUGGCCAAUGUCCUACGUGAGGCUGCACUUGACUACAAACUGAACCCAUUGUUGAAAACUCUGUGUCAAGACGAGAUCAACAAGCUGUGUUAUGACAAGGACGAUGGAAAGGGAGGUACAGAAGAGUGUCUGAAGGUAGCACUACUUAGAGGCCACAUCAGCAGUAGGGCCUGCAAACUGGAAGUGGCUGGCCUCAUAGAGGAGGCCAAGGCGGACAUACACGUAGACCCUCUGUUGCACAAGGCCUGCAGUCUUGACCUCAACAAGUUCUGCUUCGACGUGGAACAAGGCGCAGGCAGACAAAUCCAGUGUUUACUGAAUGUUAUGGCCCAGCACAAAUAUUUGCAGUCAGAGUGUGAAAAAAUGUUACAUCAAAGAAUGGAAAUGUUCAAGAAUGCUGAUGCCCAGAUUGGUGCUCAGCCUCAAAACGUUGGUGAUUUGAUUGUGCAAGUGUCAAAUUCACCAUCGAGACGCUACUUUAUCCUAGUGACGCUCACUUUUGUGGGGAUGGUCUUCAUCAUAGGAAUGUUCUUUGGAAGAGUUACAAGAAGAACAAUAAUGAAGAACAAGUGAUGUCCUAAAAUGUCCACCAUGUCUGUUUCUUGGAAUGGUGAUCAUGUCCUAAAAAUAUGACCAAAUUCUGUAAUUUAUUUUGCAGAUUUUAGGUAAAGUUUUAUUUUAAUGUACAUAGUUAUCUUAUUAGCUCAGGAGAUGUACUCAUAGAGGUCUAACAGAUGGUUUAUUGUAUAGAAAUGAUUAUAUAUAUGUUAGCUUUUGAACAGAAUCAAACUAAUUAUUAAGAUUAAGGUAUACUAUGGCGUUUAAACUUGUGUAUUUUAUUGUAGCUUUUUCAUUAUUACUAUACAUAUUGAUUAACUGUUGGUGUAGAUUUGAUAUUAAUGACAUAUUGAAUUUAUUUGUAUCAUUCAUGAAUAA